AUGGCUACAGGAGGAGGACAAGAAGCAACAGCACAGCGUAUUUUACGCAUUGCGGACAUUGCCCAGGAGCUAUUGGAAUUUCUUGCACCCAUUAGCGGUUAUGGAAAAGAACCUCUUGUUUCACUGGAACAAGCAGUCGAACCACUUGUUUCGAUCCUACCAGAAAUUCAGAGUCACGCUUAUGUUGCUAAACAAAGAUGUGAGAAUCCUGCUGAUGGAUUGUCACAAGAUGAAUCUGCAUCAAUUAUGCUGUACACAAUGGGAUGGGAACCACUCGAUGAAUGCCUAUACUUCGUUUUGAAUGAUACAUUACGAUCAUCUGAACGACAACAAAAACUUAAACCAUGGUAUUUGUUUAUGAGACUCUUUCUUAAUGCACUAUUUCGGCUUCCACCGCUUCCAAAAGUAGCAUACAGAGGUGUUAAAUUAGACUUGAGCGAGCGUUACGUCGAAGGAAAAACAAUCGUCUGGUGGGGUUUUUCAUCUUGCACAACAGCUGUUGGUGUUCUAAAAUCAGAACAAUUUUUGGGUACGACAGGUACCAGAACAAUGUUCACCUUACAAUGUCAAUCAGCUAGAGAUAUUCGCAAGCAUUCAUAUUAUACAGCUGAAGAUGAAGUGCUUUUAAUGGCUGGUACUCAAUUCAAAGUAAUGGGUUGUCUUGAUCAAGGAAACCUUCACAUUGUUCAAUUGGAAGAAACUCGUCCGCCAUUUCCACUAUUACAGCCAGUACCAAUUGUUAUUCCAAAACCGAUCAGUUCAACUCCCUCAAGUAAGUGAAAAUAAAGAAAAAAGAACAUUCCGCUUGAUAUACAACAUCCCCACUUUCGAUACUGUGAAGAAAAUCAAAAAUUAUAUUCUCCAAUCAGCGUACGUAUGAUAAAAUAUGAACAUAAAGAGUCGAUUUAGAUUUAUUAUCCAUCUAAAAACCAUUCUCAUACCAAAAAUAAAAUUGAGUUAGUUUAAAAGAUCAGAAAAAAAAGACUCUUCAUGAUAAUCUUCGAUUAGAUUCAAUAGAAUUUUCGAUUUUGCAAAUUUUUUUAAACAAAAACAAAAACAAUCGACUUUGUCUUACAUAGUUUAAGUAACCAAUUAAGAUCCUGAUCAGUUUCAAUUACUUUUUUCUUCAUCUAUUAAUAUCUAAUUUCUUUCGUGAAAUCUAAAAAAGUGAUUCAAAUUGAUUUGUUUUCUAGAUCCACAAGUAUCACUAGAAAUGUUUUCUUCAGGAGAUGCUUUCUUCUUCUAUACUACCGGCCCAAAGAAUCGUAGAUAUGGGGUAAAUGUAAUGAUAAUUUUUCCUACAGUUAGAAAUCCACAAAAAUACUCUUGUUUUUGAACAACUUCUUGAGGAUUUGGAUGAAGUUAGAGUAAGAGUGAAAAGAAGAUUUGACACCUUCCUCUCAAACACUUAUGUUCACACCAAUCUCUACUUUGAUUAAGCUACUAAAUAAAUAAAAAAAGGUAUAUUGAACUUUAUCCAUAAUGUCACCAAUCAAAGCAUCGCCAAAUAAAAGUAGGAUGUCGUUGAUUAUCGCCUUGAUAAUGAGAUUCACAAGUAGUGGUGAAAGUUAUGUGAUUCUAAUAGCUCUUAUUCCUCAGACACAUAGAACACACAUGGAAAACCUCAGACUAUGUGCCUUCUUAAAAUUUAGUCUGUAUGAAGUUACUUCAUUUUUGAAAAAAAUUUCAAUUUUUAUUCAUGGACAGGAAGUAUAUAUCCUUUAGGAUGGAUGUAGAUGUAGGUAUGAAGCUAUCCAACACUUCCACACUCACGUCCGAUUAUCAUAAGAUCAUACAUGUGUUCUUUGACAAUUAUAAAUUCAUAUUUUUUCCAUGUGUUAUAUUUUACAUUUAUAAUAUCUAUUAUAAUAUGUACAAUAGUAUAGCAAACUGUUCUUAAAAGUAAUCCAUUUUUUAUAAACAGUCUUACAGGUAUGAAGUUUUAAAUUAAGGAAUGUAAAAUGUAAUUAACAGUAAUAUUGUUUUUUCACAUAAAUUGCGAUAUAUUACUCUCACUAAAAACUAACAGUUAAGUUUCCUACUCAUAGAAAAGCUGAUUCAAGAUCUACUUGAGUUUUAUGCUUCCUAACAUUUUAUGUUCCACAGUCUCUCCAAUUCAAAAACGAGAAACUGUUGUUUUAAUUCCAACUCUUAUCUCAGAAUUGUUUGACACAUGUUGCUUUUAAACUCAUAGUCUUCAUCUACUUUUAUAAUUUUCAAUAAAUUUUUUGUUGAAUAGCACUCCUAUUGAUAUAAUUAUAGUUCCCAUACUGUUUUACACGUAUCGUUUUUUGUCGAUCAAAGAAAAGAAAUAAUACUAAAAUGUUCUUUUCCCAGUAAUAAAUUUUGUGAUUUCUUCCAAUUGCAAUUAGACAUCCACAUAUUCGAAGUAUAUGACAUUACAUAAUAGAAAUGAAAAUUUAUUCAAGAUCUCAAUUAUAGCUAGAUUCUUCAUGUGCAAAUUAAAAAGGAUUAAAUCAUUUCAAUUGAUUGAAAAGAAAAUCUCAAAUCAGUUCAUUCAUUCCGAAAUAUUAUCUCCGACCCACUUCACUUGAAACUCUGGGAGGAGACUUGUUAAAAAAAGGUUUUGUCCAAAAUAAUCCCAAGAUAUACG
This is a messenger RNA of Rotaria sordida, 2614 nucleotides long. NCBI's taxonomy places the organism in Eukaryota, Metazoa, Rotifera, Eurotatoria, Philodinida, Philodinidae. The record is from the annotation of a GenBank genome assembly.